CAUGUGGAGAAUCAACUUUUUCUGGUUUGUGGUUUUCCUGUUGGUUUGUAAAAUAUCUGGAACCGCGCUGCCCUUUCCACAGACAACAAGUUAUUUCUCUUGGCAGCAACCAAAGCACAACAGAACGGAACUGAUGUGCCCUAGUUAUUGUGAAACUAAUUAUCUAACGGAAAGUGAACAAAUGACCUGUUGUAACUGUCGGUCCAAACCGAUCUGGCAAUGUUAUCCGGAAUGGCCACAUCGUGGUGUUGAUAUAGAGUACCAUAGCAGGAGAGGCAUAGGACGUGCAGUGUAUACGGACAGCAACUCCCAUCUUAAUAUUUCAAAAUUAUUUCAUACCCAGGAGUUCCUGUCAAGUAUUCCCGAGAAUAUUUGUGAAUUUAGUGACUUGGUGGAGAUUGAUCUUAGCUGGAACAGGAUAUCUGUCUUGGAAAACAUCAAAUGUCUAAAGAGAUUGGAUACACUCAUUUUGAAAAACAACUUGAUAACCUUUCUUAGAAACAAUACACUCCAUGGAAUGACUGAACUCAGGUUUUUCGACCUCUCUAAUAAUCUGCUGACUACUAUUGAACCCUAUGCUAUAUCGGAUUCAUCAAUUGGAAUACUUCACAUUAGCUUCAAAAACAAUUCUCUUCAAAAUAUCGACGCCACAAAUAUCAUACUCGAACAUUCUUUCUGUUUGGUGGAUUUUUCUGAAAACGACUUAAAAGAGGUCGUCAAUGAAGCUGGAUGGACAGCAAAUAUUUCAAAAGACUAUGGACAUGGUGGAUUUGUUGACUUUUCACAUAAUUACAACCUCUCAUUUCCUAAUUUUGAAGACUUAGGAAUAGAAGAUCUUACAUAUCUUGGAAAGGUGGGUUCUUUUGGGUUCGACUUCAGGAAUACGAACAUUUCUUGCGAUUGCAAGAUACAGCCUUUUCUAGAGAAGGCCUUAGAAGUCAUUAGGAAAAUCUGGCGGGAUUACUUUAAUCUCGAUUGUUCUCGGCCCUCACAUCUUCAAGGCCAGUCUAUGUUUGACCUAGUAAAAAAUAACCAGAUGGAUAAAUUCAUAUGUCCUAUAAAUAGACGGGAGAAAUGCCCUAAAAGAUGCACCUGCUUCCAUCAACCAUCACGUGAUCGCGUGGUCGUAAAUUGCUCGAACACACAUCAGAUAGCCCUCCCAGAUGAUCUUCCUAUGGUUAGAAGUGGUCAUAAGUUGUUCUUAGAUUUCAGCAACAAUAAUAUCACAGCAUUCAACACGACUAAGUAUCUCAAUGAUACCAAAUAUCUCAACCUCGACAACAACGAUCUAUCUACAAUUUUUGAAAAAUCUUUCACAGAUGCUACUGAAAUAGAUGAUAUUUUGCUAAGAAACAAUGAUAGGCUUCUCCAUCUCCCCAAAACUCUACAAUUGCUGAAUCCUUGUAAUAUAUCUUUUGGAGAUCUUAAUUUGAAAUGCAGUUGUGAUAUACAUUGGAUUGCUAAAUGGGUCAAUAACUCUAAAUCGAAAUCUUGCCCAGGUAUCAGUAAUAUCUCUUGUCAAAGAGAAGAUGGUCAAAUACUACCAUCGCAUUUGUGGACGAAGGAGAAUUUGCAAUGCCCAGAUGACUCGUGGUCAGCUGUGGUGGUAGCCAUUGUUUUUGGAAUUUCUUCGUUUAUAAUAGGGAUAACAGCUUUGUUACUGUAUCACUAUCAGUACGAAAUUUAUCUCUUAAGUCGAAGGGACAGCAAAGACCAUUUUUCUGAAAAUGAAUACUUUAAAUUUGACAUCUACAUUUCUUUCAACGAAAAUAAUGACGAAUUGCUUUCGUGGGUUUGUAACCAGUUGGAGCCUGCACUAAAUGAAUCAGGCUAUUCAUUGUGUAUACCUAAUAGGGAUUUUACACCAGGUAGUGUUAAAUCAGACGCCAUUUUGGAACAUUUACACUGUAGUAAAAAGUUUUUGUUUCUGAUGGAUGAGAAUUUCUUUAAUUCAGAUGAUGCGUCUAUAUGGUGCUUUCAUGAAUGGCGACAUUCUUGGAAUAUCUUUUACUUGAAGAAAAAUAGAAAUAUAGCUGUCGUAAACUAUGAUCAGCUUCGCGUAAGAGACAUUGAGCAGAGACAAAUUAGAGCUUUUUUUCGACUAGGUCUAGCGAUAGAUUUUUCGAACAGGAAACUGAUGAUAUUCGACGAAAUUUACGAAAGAUUGAAUCUCAAGAAAACCUCCUUUGAAGCAAAUAGAAACAUAUAUCAUACCAAAGUGAUCGGGUUGGACCCACUAAGAGAUAGUAUUUUGGACUGUCGAAGAUGUGAUACUCCAAAACAGAAAUUUAACAGGAAUGUCGUACAUAAAGGAUCGGUACAGUUUCAUGGGAUAUCCUCUGACACUGUUGAUUUAACGAGAAGCAAUUCUUCUUACCAGUUGAAUAAAACAAUUGAUGAUAGAGAUAUUCUGAUGAACCUAGAAGUGGUAAAGCUUUGCUCAGAACCAAACCAUUUUACUGCCUCACAGUUCUUUGAUACUCAGGAGAAGAAAAACAGACCAGCUCACGUGACUGAUAAUUCGAGGCGUGCUUCUCUGGAAGAUAAGUAUAAACCAUGUCAACUUCUGAAAGGCGUUAAAAUACAUCCAUACGAGCCACCGCGACCGCGUUACAAGAUACCAGUACCAAUAUUCAAAGCAGCAGAGCAAUAGGUUCUGUCAUACUCACUUAAACCAACAGUAUAUAUGCAUUAUUUAUUUUUUCACAUUAAGAUUUUUUACACUAAUAUCAGGAAUAUCCUAACCAAU
Molecule: messenger RNA, 2749 nt
Organism: Saccostrea cuccullata (small rock oyster)
Lineage: Eukaryota; Metazoa; Mollusca; Bivalvia; Ostreida; Ostreidae
Product: protein toll-like
Exons: 1
Coding region: 2-2653 (883 amino acids)
Biological process (GO): signal transduction
Cellular component (GO): plasma membrane
Molecular function (GO): protein binding
Source: RefSeq, a predicted model, not a curated record